This is a messenger RNA of Salarias fasciatus (jewelled blenny), 6820 nucleotides long. RefSeq names its product centrosomal protein 170Aa (gene cep170aa). Gene Ontology annotation, cellular component: centriole. Bases 207 to 5090 code for a protein of 1627 amino acids. The transcript is spliced from 23 exons. Gene Ontology annotation, molecular function: protein binding. NCBI's taxonomy places the organism in Eukaryota, Metazoa, Chordata, Actinopteri, Blenniiformes, Blenniidae. The record is from RefSeq and is a predicted model, not a curated record.
AGGGCCACCGACCGCACUCCAACUGCAGCAGGCUGGGCUGGGCUCCACACACACACUCACGCUCACACACACUCCCAGAGCCAGACACGCACCUCCAGCAGCCGGGGCAGGGAUGGCCUAGCUGGGUUGAGCAGUCAGUGGUCUGUCAGCGGUGAGCUACCUGGACCAGAGGAGGUGUCUCUGAGUGGCGCCGGCACUGUGCAGAGAUGAGCGUGACCUCUUGGUUCCUGGUGAGCAGCGGGGGGACUCGCCACCGGCUCCCCCGGGAAAUGAUCUUUGUGGGGCGGGAUGACUGCGAGCUCAUGCUGCAGUCUCGCAGCGUGGACAAGCAGCAUGCAGUCAUUAACUACGAGGCUGGGACCGACGAACACAAGGUCAAGGACCUGGGCAGCCUGAACGGGACAUUUGUGAAUGACGUCCGCAUUCAGGAGCAGAUGUACAUCACUCUGAAGAUGGAGGACAAGCUGAGGUUUGGAUAUGAUACCAACCUGUUCACGGUGGUGAGAGGAGAGCUCACAGUGCCCGAGGAAGCUCUCAAGCAUGAAAAAUUCACCAGUGGCCUUCAGCUAAGCAAGAAGCUUUCCAACGGCGACGCCACCACGGGAACGACCAAGUCUCCCACCAAGACGCCGACAAAGUCCCUGAAGUCCCCCAGUGGUGGCGGCCAUAAGCCGGUGGACAGCAGAGCAACAGACGGCCUCAGUUCCUCCAAAGAGCCAGCAGCUAAAUCUGCAGACGCUCACAAAGCAGAGGAGAGGAUCGGAGGCGACGUUGCGGCGCUGCCCCGCGGGACGCCGCUGUACGGCCAGCCGUCUUGGUGGGGGGAUGGGGACGCAGACGACGAGAAUUCCUUCAAACAGGAAAACAAAUCAUCCUCCAAAAAGCACGACAGCUCGGCGUCAGAGAGCAAAGAUUCCCGUCGCGGGGAGAAGACUAAGGAGGACGGCCUUCAUGCGUCCUCGGGCCACGAUUCCAGUUACUUUGAGAUUCCUACCAAGGAGGGUCACAUGGCCACUAAUGGUAUUCAUGAGAUCCCCACCAAGGACACAGAGGGUGCAGCGCCUCACAGCCACAUCGCAGCGCAAGGUCACGCCUCCUUCACCAUAGAGUUUGACAACACUUCUCCGGGGAAAGUCACCAUCAAAGACCAUGUGUCAAAGUUCACACCCGACCACCACAGACCUCGCUCCAAGAAGGGCGGGGCAGGAAGUGGAGGCGCAGGAGGGAGAGACCUGAGCACGCUGCAAGCCGCCAUGAUGGCGUCCGAGAGCAAGGUGGCUGAUUGGCUGGCGCAGAACGACCCCACUCUGGUGCGCAGCGAGUCAACGGAGGAGGACAGCAAGAGCAUCAAGAGUGACGUGCCAGUUCAUCUGAAAAGACUGAAAGGGAGCAAACAUGAAGAUGGUACUCAGAGUGACUCGGAGAACGGGCUCGGUCUGCGCUUCGCCAAUCGCCGCCAUGCCCUCGAGGAGCGCCUAAAAGCAGCACACGGCCAACAGGGAGGAGCAGGAGGAGGAGGAGGAGCAGGAGGGGGGAACGUAACCGUGAGCGGAAGUAAAGGAACUGGAACCCGCACUGCCUUCAUGAUCGAGUUCUACGACGAGGAAAACCCCCGGAAGCGCCGGUCCUAUUCGUUUUCCCAGACUGCACCGCUGCUCGGGGGCGGAGCCGGCGGGGAGGGCCUGUGUCCGCAGCCUCCGUCUCACCCCAAGGUCUUCAGCAUUUCCACUUCUGCCUCUACAGCCUCGGACUCAGGGAAAGUCCCUGCUCCAAUCCCAGCCACCGUGACGGCCGGAGCCCCCACGGCGGCCCGCGUGCUCCUCAAGCAGAGGUCCGAGGACCCGAGCAUCGGCCGGAGCUCGGCCAGCACCGGCCUGGCGACCGGCAGCCCCACCACGCCCAGCGAGGACGCCUCGGCGGGGGGCCGAGGGGCGGGGGCGGCGGGCGGGGAGGCGGAGGACGACCACAGCGAUAAGGGGACCUACACCAUCGAACUGGAGAACAGGAAUCCCGAGGAGGAGGAGGCCAGGCGCAUGAUCGACAAGGUGUUCGGUCUGCAGCCGAACUCAGCAGAUUCUUCACUUCUGUCGGAUUUGAAAGGAGAAGUAAAAGGGAAGAAGAAGACAGAGGAGCCUGGGAAAGAGGCUCUUCCCGGGGACUCGAGUUGGGUUUCUCAGUGGGCCAGCUUAGCUGCCAAUCACACCAGGACAGAUCCAGAAGGCUCCGGUGCAGAGACAGCCACAUUCCUGCACAAAGAGAGAGGGACUGAAGCCCAUGAAUCUGGUGCAUCUGUCAGCAGAGGUGAAUCCUCCUCCAGCCUGACUGACCGUAAACGCAGGACCCUCCCCCAGCUCCCCGUCGACGACCCCCGGGCUAAAUCCAGUCCCAAAGCUCUGCGGUCUGAGAUCGGGGAAAAACAGGACACCGAGCCGCCGGAGAAAGAGAACAAGGGAGACGGGGAGUCCCCGACUCCCGCGGAGGACGGUGAAAUGACCAGCAAACGGAAACAAAGCUCCACCUCCUCGCCAUCCAAGGCUCCUCUCCGGACCGCCAGUAGCUCAGAACGGAGGAAGAGAUCCGAGGAGAGGAACGGAGGAGGAGGAGAAGGAGAGAAGUCUGGGAAGCCUCUCGUCCGCCAGGGCAGCUUCACCAUCGAGAAGCCGAGCGCUAACGUCCCCACAGAGCUCAUCCCGCGCAUCAACCGCGGCGGCGGCGGCGGGCGUGAGCGCAGCGACUCCGUGGGCAGCAUGGACACGGCGACGCUGCUGAAAGACACCGAGGCCGUCAUGGCGUUCCUGGAGGCCAAGCUGAGAGACGAAAACAAGCUGGACCAGAAAGGCAGCAAGACCGGCAACACUCAGGGCUCCAGUUCUGGCUUCCCUCCCCGAACCGACUCCAUCUCUCCCGAGUCGGACGUGGACACGGCCAGCACCGCCAGCCACGUGGCCGGAGAGGCGGAGAGGAAGAGCAGCGGCGUGCAGAAGCGGCGCUCUCUCAGCAGCAUGCACCGGGAGAAGAGCAACAUGAGCACCGCGUCCAAGACCAGCAUCACCAGCGCCAGCGCCCGCGAGCGCCUGGAGAGGAAGACCAAAACCAGGACGGCCGAAACGAGCAGCCGGACCGACGCCCGCCGCUCCGGCCAGCCGUCCGCCUCCUCGAGAGCGCGGCAGCCCUCCCUAGAUCUCACCGACGACGACCAGACUUCGUCCUUCCCCAUUUCCGACAUCCUGUCGUCGGACCAGGAGACCUACUCCGGACCUCUGGGACUCGGACGCGGCUCAGAAGACGUCUCCCACUCUAAACUGGACAGCCGGUCCGCUAAAGCCAACAGCAGCUCCUCCAAAGGCAGCCGCACCGUGCAGGCGGCCACGGCCUCGUCCCUGAACAAGCAGGCCUCGCUGCCUCAGCCCCGGCCCACCAGGGCCUCGCUGCUCCGCCGGGCCCGGCUGGGGGACACCUCCGACACCGAUCUGGCCGACGCAGACCGGGUCUCCGUGGCGUCCGAGGUGUCCACCACCAGCUCCACCUCGAAGCCGCCGUCCGGCCGGAAGGGGAUGUCCCGGCUGGACCUGCUGGCCCAGCCGCGGAGGAACCGGGUGGGCUCCAUCUCGGCCCGCAGCGACUCCGAGUGCACGGUGUCCCGGACCUCCGCCUCCUCCACCCGCCUGUCGGCCGAGACCGCCCUGCGCCUGGGCCUGCGCUCGUCCACGCCCACCGAGAACCGGCUGACCCCCCGGAUGAGAGCCAACAGCGUGUCCAAACUGAACGAGGCCAAGUCGAAGACCACCACGUCCGGAUACUCCUCCCCCACAGAGAGCUCUCAGCCCGAACCUGCAGCUGAUGAUGCAGACGAAGAGCUGAUGGUGUCCAGCAGCAGCAGGUGGAGGCGCCUGCCGCCGGAGUACGGCUCCACCUCCGAGGAAGAGUUCGGCUCCAGUCGGAAUUCUCCAAAGCACGGCGGACGCCCUCACGUGCGCCCUCAUCACCUCGUCCCGCACCGCGGCCCCAGAAUCGGCGCCGCCGCCGCCACGGCCCCCGGCGGCCCGACGGGUCCCGGUGGAGCCGGGAUCAAACAUCGCAUGAAAGAGCAAGAGGAGUACAUCAGGGACUGGACGGCUCACAGCGAAGAGAUAGCCAGGUUAUUCCCCUGUGUGCGCAGGAUCAGCCAGGACCUGGCUAAGGACCUGGCCAUCUUGGCCCGCGAAAUCCACGACGUGGCCGGCGAGAUCGACUCGGUCAGCUCCUCCGGCACGGCGCCCAGCACCACCGUCAGCACCGCCGCCACCACCCCGGGAUCCGCUAUCGACACCCGGGAAGAGGUAGGCCCUGCACGUCCCACGCAGCCGGACAUACAGGAGAGCAUGAAAAAGCUAGUGGAUCGGGUGUUUGACGAGAGCCUCAACUUCAGAAAGAUCCCGCCCGUGAUUUCCACCGCUAAGCCCCCAGAGAUCAACGGGAAAGCGGUGGAGCUCCGCCCUCGCGCUCCAGACAGCCUGGAGCCUCGAGCCUUGAGGAGGCGCACCUGGAAUCGAGAAGACGCGGUGUUGGACAGCCUGCUGCUUCACUCAGUUUCUCAGCUGUCCUCCAAGAUCAGACACUCUGUCGACAAAACAGCAGGAAAAAUCAGGAUUUUGUUCAAGGAUAAAGACAGGAACUGGGAUGAAAUAGAGAAUAAACUGAGAUCAGAGAGUGAAGUGCCUCUCCUCAAAACCUCCAACAAGGAAAUCUCUGCGAUUCUGCUUGAACUGAAGAGAGUGGAGAAACAGCUACAAGUGAUCAAUGUGAUGGUGGACCCAGACGGGACUCUGGAUGCCUUGGCCAGUCUCGGACUGCCCAGCCCAACCACCCCAACCAAGCCCCAAACCGCCAAAACCACGUCCCCCACCGCCACCAGCCCCGGCUCCGCCCCCUCAGCCAAAGAGCCUCUGCCGGAGAUCCUUCCUGUGCCCGGAGGUCCGGCGGCCUCCCCCCGGGUUCACGCCUCCGCCGGCGCCGAGGAGAACGCACGAGACGCCGGCAAGGCGCUGGGACUAGGGCUGCCCUUCAGCCGCAUGCGCCCGAGCGGAGAGGAGGCCGUCGCUCAGAAGUGAGCGGGACGUUUCUGUGAAUAAACAGGAGUGCAUUGCAGUGCAGGUGGAAGGUGACUGACGAGACCGCUGUAGGAACAUUCAGACUGGUUUUACCGCGGCGCCGUGACCGCUCCGCUGCUGACGCCACUCCGGAUGAUGGAUAUUAUCACACGUGUCAUUUAGCAAGAGUUGCUCCAAACGACCUUUAGACUCUCAUCUCAUCUCCAACUGAUGAAUCACGGACGCAACCUCAAACGGAAACUGACCCUUGAAUGAUUUUUAUUACACUCACGAUAACAUUUCAGCUUAAAAAGUGUCCCUGCUCGCCGGGCGGGCACGUCUCUGUGCUCGUACAGUCUCCCCCGGUCCUUCUGCCUUCUCCACGUGUCUGGACCCUCCCCAAACUGACGGACAUGCCUUAAAAACACAUCCUCCAUUGUAGCAACGUCAAACCCCCUCGAGACAACUUUAACAAAGUCCCUUCAGACGAGCAGAAUGCAUCAGUUCUGUUUACACUCUAAUAAAGACAAAACACUGCAGUUUUUUUUUUUUAUUUAAUCACUUAGUCUGUGAAUAUUUUACCACACAAGCAUAAAAAAACACUGUAAAAGGGUCUCACCAGUCAAACAGAUGCAGUCUUUUUGUAUGUUUUAAACAUUUCUUGAACUAUUUUGUAGUGCCUUCCCAUCUGCGUCCCCUCCACCAGUCAUGAUCCACUCAUCAGCCUCUUCUCUCUCACUGCAGACGUAGCAACGACCGAGCUGCAACAACGAGUCCGUAUCGGUCACACUGAUACCCAGCGAUGGUUUUCACCCAGAAUUCAGCCAAUGAUCACCCUCACUUAACCAAAGCCACCCUUAAACUGAAGAGCCAUCUUGAAAUUCAUCUGUUGUGCAAAACCUUUGUUCAAGUGUGGAGUAAAUUCCUCAGCCAUUCGCUACUUUACCUGUUUUCGGCAAAUCCCGCUGAAACUCCCAACUUUCCCUCCACCGCCUCCUUCCUCUGAACUUCAUAUUCCUCUGAAUGUUAAAGCCUGUUUUCUGUCAAAUCAAAGAUUUCUCAAGCUUCUUCACCAGAAUGAAACACUUUUUUAAACAUUGCUGACACCUCUUAGGCCACAUGACAAAGUCUGAGAAUCGGUGCCCUCGUCAUUUUGUGCUACACUGAAGUGUCUUAUGAUUUCCAAUUGGAUAUUUUUCUAUUUUCUACCGCAGUUCUGGACGACGAGGCUUCUUUCACAACAUUUCAAGUUGUUUCAACACCGGUGUUUUGUAAUUUUUUUGGAUACUGGUAUUGCGUACUUUUUAAUGUGCUUGUUGCUCAAGUACGCGUCAGUUCUGUGCACGAUGAAGCUGCUGGGGUUUGUUUUUAAAAGAGAAACUCACAAGGUGGCCUUUUUUUUUUCGGUUCAAAAUGGGUAAACUUGUGUUUUCUAGUUUUUGCUAAUGAAGCAGCUGUGUAUCAGUGUGUUCACACCGCAAGUUCUGUUUUCUUGUCACCGUGGGGAAAGUCUCAGCCCACUCAUGCAGUAGAAGGUCAGAUGGAAUAAUUACCUUGAUUUUGGGCGACCAGAUUCUGACUCUCUUCAGCUGAUAGUUUGUGUUCAAAAGGCAGCGUGUUAGUCCAUAGAAAUCCUCUUGCAAUAGUGAAUUUAGGUACAUGUCCAGUAACUUUGCUCUAUACUGUACUGUACAGUGUUUUCCAACGCCUCAAAGUGCCCGUUUUCACGAUAUUAGGGCGUAAAAAGUAGA